Messenger RNA from Anoplophora glabripennis (Asian longhorned beetle), 1777 nucleotides. RefSeq names its product ras-related protein Rab-1A. The coding region runs from base 168 to 776 and encodes 202 amino acids. Lineage: Eukaryota; Metazoa; Arthropoda; Insecta; Coleoptera; Cerambycidae. The record is from RefSeq and is a predicted model, not a curated record. Gene Ontology annotation, molecular function: GTP binding; GTPase activity. The transcript has 7 exons.
AUUACGUCAAUGAACAAAGUUGUAGCAGUUGAAGUAGACGUUGUCCCAAAUUUGCGUAUUUGUAUACAAUAAUUCUCAAAUUAAACUACUAGUGUAGUGUACUAAAAGUGAAAAACAGACAAGUAAAUUCAUUUGAAAAUUUCAAACACAAGAUAUAUAUCUAGAAAAUGAAUCCUGAAUAUGAUUACUUAUUUAAACUACUACUUAUUGGCGACUCAGGAGUAGGAAAAUCAUGUUUAUUACUAAGAUUUGCAGAUGAUACUUAUACAGAGAGCUACAUCAGUACUAUUGGUGUAGAUUUUAAAAUCCGGACAAUUGAUCUAGAUGGAAAAACUAUUAAAUUGCAAAUUUGGGAUACUGCAGGACAGGAAAGGUUCAGGACUAUUACAUCUAGUUAUUACAGGGGGGCACAUGGGAUAAUUGUGGUUUAUGAUUGCACAGACCAAGAGUCCUUUAAUAAUGUUAAACAAUGGCUAGAAGAAAUCGAUCGCUACGCAUGUGAUAACGUCAACAAACUACUUGUAGGAAAUAAAAGUGAUCUAACAACAAAGAAAGUUGUUGAUUUUACCACUGCCAAGGAAUAUGCGGAUCAGUUGGGUAUUCCUUUCCUUGAAACAUCGGCUAAAAAUGCUACAAAUGUAGAGCAGGCAUUUAUGACAAUGGCGGCUGAAAUCAAAAAUAGAGUGGGGCCGCCAUCUUCGGCUGCUGAUCAGGGUGGAAAAGUCAAAUUUGAUGCAAGUCGCCCAGUGGAAACUACCAGAUCAGGAUGUUGCUGAAAACUGCAUCUGUUGGUAAUAUGGUCAUUUCUCACAUCAUCUUUUAUUUUGUACAGUGGCGCCCAUUGCUACAAUUUAUAUUAUAGUAAUAUCCGUCUGUAUGUAUAGUUAUUUUAAUUUGUUUUGUAUUCAUUUAUUUUCUAAUAGAUUUGUUAAAAAAAAAUAAUGUAAUAAAACACCAAUACCCACUAGCCUAAUUUUAACUUCCCUUAGCAAAAUUUUGAUUAUUUAUAAACUGCUUACGAUUCGUCUCAAGUUUUUAGAAACGGAGAAACCAAUUAUAAAUAAUACAUUUAUAUUUUUAGGCAUUGCUUGCCUCGGUGGGUUUCUGUGUUUUUGAAAGCACUUUUUUUUUGUUGAUAUCUGUUUAAAUAUAUCUAUUUCCAUUUUAGUAUGAAUUUGUUUUUUUAAACCUUUUCAAGUAUUAUUUUUCGAAACUUCCAGGUUUUCUUGAGAAAAUUUAAUUUAUCUAUUAACUCUACUUUAGUAAGAGAUAUAUAUAUAUUAGUUAAUGAAGUAAUAGGUUUGUUCUGGCAGGCUUAAAUUUAUGUUGUCGCUAAAAUAUAUGCUGAACUUUAUAUUUGACAAUUAAUCUUAAAAUUGACCGGGUGUUCAGGCAGUUUUACAUUUUAAUUACUUGCCUGAACAAAGCUGUAGUACAUUUGUGAUGUAUUCAUUAAAAAAAUGGUUAUUUUCGGUUGAUUACCUACUAUGUAAAUCAAAAUACUUUCGACUGAGUUUUUCUGUUAUUUCUAAUUAUUAUUGAAUUGUUAAUUGUAGGAAAACUGCACUAUGGCUAGUUACGCACUUUUCAUUUUUGUUUCUAUUUAUUUCAGUUUUUGGAAAAGUACAUUUACAUUAGUAGUUAAAACAAUCUGAUAACUAUAGUUAAUUAACUUUUCUAUGAUACAAUUAUAUUGAUUGUAAUAGAGUUCAUUUUUGUAGGUCGUAUUUGUAUGAGAAUUAUUGUAAACAAGUAUGAUUAAAAUUAAAUACAAUAA